GGCUCCUUGAUGGUUUUAAUGUUGAUUUUAUUGGGUUUUUUUCAUUUUAAUACCUCAACAAUUAAUUAGACAUUAACGUGAUGGGCGAGAGAUGAGCGGAGUUAAAGUUCUAAGAAUUUAUAUGUGGUCAUUUCUUAUUUCAUUUGUUUUAUCGAAAGCAUCUAUAAGGAUUCUCCAACCACUACCACCUGUUACAGAAGGAGACCUAGGUUCAAGAUUAACUUUAAAUUGUAACAUUAGUGGUCAUCCAGUCCCACAUUUUUCAUGGUACAAAGAUGGUCAUGAACUUGCCAAGAAUCUAACUUUAAAAGUUGAAAGCAAUGAUGGAAGAUUGUAUUCUUCAGGACUGCGUCUAGGGGAUGCGGGCAGCUACACAUGUGUAGCAGAUAAUCAUUACAAACUUCAGCAGCUAAGUACAAGGCUUAUUGUUAAAACUCCACCAGGCUUGUUAAUGAAUGUUACAGUUGUUCCCUCUAUGGUUGUGGCUACAGUUCGUUGGCAUGUGGCUGAUGAUGGUGGCUACCCUAUCUUAUACUUCACAUUACUGUAUAUGCCAGUAUCUCAUCCAGUUAAUGGAACCAGGGAAUUUCCAUUAUCAAUAAAAGUUAGUCCAAUAGUGAGAAAGUUUCUAGUCUAUCAUCUUAAACCAGGAACACAGUACAUAUUUCAAAUUUGGGCUUCAAAUAAACUGGGACCUGGCAGACCUACUUCUGUGAAGGUCACAACUGCUAGACCACUAGAUACACCAGAUGUGGUAGAGAAAAUGAUUGCUCAAGAUGGUUACUUUAGCUCAACAUUAUGGAUGGUUGCUGCUUAUAUGGUUGCUGCAUCUUUUAUUUUUCUCUCUUGCUUCACUUGUGUUUUAAUUUACAGAAGUAGGAAACAUGUUUUUGUUGAAGAUGGCCUUAAAGCAGUGCCAAAUGUCAUUGCCAACCCUGGUUUUGACUUUGAUCUAGAAGAGGCUUAUUUAUUAAGAGAAGCUGACCAAAAUGGUAACACAGAACAGAUAGUGAGAACAAAUAACAACAGCAUAAUCCAGCCUGAGAGUGGAUGAAAGAUUUAGUAUAUUAUCAUAGAGACUGUUUCAAUUUCCGUAGAAGGUAUUCUGUUAGAAUUGUUCGGCUUUAUGUUGGAUGCUCUGCAUACCUCCAUAUUUAAUGUGUUUUGUUGUUGUUUUUUGUUACAAAAAAGCUAUCAUUUAUACAUUAAAAAUGUUUACUGCUCAUAUUUCAUUCAGUGUCAUCACAAUUAUUGAUUUAUUGAAUUAUAAUUAACUGCAACACUAAAUUCUACUUUGUUUGCUGCAAUAUCAAAAGAUUACGUAAUUAGCUUUAUUUAGGUUAAAAAUGUAUUGCAUAAAUUAUAUGAUUAUUAACACUUUCACUGCUAACCUCUUUUUCAAAAGCUAGACCCACCUGGCUAAUCAAUUUUUAAGAAAAGAUAUGAUUUCAAGCUGCCCAAUUAUCACUUGAAAUAAUAUCUUCAGUGUUUCACAGUAAUAAAUAUUCAUGUACAUAUGUAGCAAUGCCUUACCUGAUCAGAAAUGAGUAUAAACCUGGUAUCUUUUGUAGCAUUCCCCUUGGUGAUGAAAUGGGACUUACAUCUUUUACAAUAAAAUCUUGUUUCUGAGCAUUUACCAAUUUUCUUACAAAUUCUGCAUGACUUAGUAGGGUAUUUCUUUUUAUUGAUUGGUGACAUGGCCACUAAGUUAUGCUCUUUGAGUCCACCAAUUAGAUGUGUGGCAAGAUAAUCUUUGGUGUCUGAUGACAUGCCAUAACUUGGUAUUAGAGGAAGAUGGGAAAGGGGCAGCUUCUGCCUGUCUUCAUUCUGCCAGAAUGGCAUCAAUCACCUCCAUUUUGAAAUUCAGCAAUGAAAGUUUUUUCUCUGGAUUUCCCUGAUUGUACACGAUACGCAAGUUGACCAUGCAAAGUUCAGAUAUAUACAGAACAAAUUUCUUUGUUCAUUUGGUUGUUUUCCAUGGUCAAAGAUAGUAUUUUACCAUUUGAUCAAGUUUGUCAAUGCUGGAGACAUGUCUGUUGCAAUCGAGCACACAAAUUGUUUUUUAAAUUUUCUGACUGUCGUUAUCUUUCUUACCAGAGUCCUACAUUCUGGAAUCAUGAAGUGUAGAGAUAAUUUUUACUGGACAUUUGUCUUUCCACACUAACAUAUCUCCAUCUUGAUGAAAAACCAUCUGCUGUAUCUGUAGCCUAUCAACUUCAUGCAUUGGAUCAUGAGGAGCAUCUUGGUUCAGUCUGAAAGUUCCACACACAUGAAUCUUUCGUUCAUCUGCUAGCAAAAACUUGGAUAUGGCCACACUGUUAUAAUGAUUGUCCAUGUAUACCUUGUUGUUGUCCAACAUAUUGAGAUGCCCUUGUCUUGUCCGUCACUGCUUGGCAAUCUGAUGUCGAUGCUGUACCUUUUGAAUGUGAAGCCACUGACUCACAUGUUUGCCUUGUAGAAGUUGCUUGUCUUCUGCAAUACACAUUGUGGAGGUUUCUGCAGUCAUCUGAGAUAGUACAUCUGAUGCUGACCCACCGUCCUGCUUACUGUGACUUGAAGUAUAUUGGGCAGUUUCUUGUGAAGAUCUUUGUUAUGUCAGUUUGAGCAGAUUGUACAUCAAAUUUACAUUUUUUUAGUACAUGACAUUUUUUCUCUAAAAGAAAACAGUAGGCCUGAUGAAAUGUUUAUCAAUAUUAAUAUCCAACCCAAAUAUUAUAUUUAAAUGUAUUUAUCUAAGAAAAUGUGUGAACACCUAUAAAUUGCAUAUAUAUUUCUUUAUGCACAUAAGUAAUAAGAUAGAAAUAUAUAUAUAUACCACUAACUCAUAACAUUGCAGAGUGCAGUAGGGUGGAGAGAUGGGGGAGCCCUGUCGCAGUCUUUUUCAACACGAUAAUUUCAGCAGUUUCCAAAAGUACACUUUUAUCUCGCACAGAAUCGAAUAAGUAUGUCAUCUCUUACUUCAUUGAUCUAUGAAAUAAUGUAUAAUUUGCAUGUAUGUUUCUACAUGCAUGUAUAUUAUAAGAGGAUUGAGCAAAUACAUCAUACCUUUGAGUGUAUGGCUUGUCAAUACCUGUAUGAGUCAGGUUGUCGUGCAGUGCAAAGCCCUUUAUGCAAUGCUUGCAUAAAUAAAUUUAUAUUUUCUAAUGUUUUAUCUGUUCGGCAACUUUCCUGCUGUUUCUUUACUGGUUUUGUAAGAAUUAUUUUCUUUGAAUGUACAGUGUCAAUAAUUCCAAGGUUAGGUUAAGUUUAGGAUGGUAUUAUAGAAUGUCUGGUUCACAUGUUGAAACAGAUACUUUCAAUUCAUUAGCACAGUAUUUCUGGCUAUUUCUUUGCUACUACUAGCCCCUACAUUUCUCUGGCCUGGAUAGCCACUGUAAUAUAUAGACUUAUUUAUGUAGAUAUGCACACUAGCUUUAUUGCUACCUUAUUUUGUAAAGAUUUGAUAGUUGGAGUAGGAAUAAUAUCAACCGUAAUGCAUCUACUUCAGUAGUUUAACAACAAGAAUAAUGAUUUGAUAAAAAAAGUGAACAACUGCAAUGGCACUCCAGUACAUUCUGCCUCAACUCAAGCAAUGCUUUCAUCCCAUAUUUGGCAGGUUUUUGCAGAUUGUAAAACACAAAAUAUUACAUGAUCUUACCAUUUAAGCAUUCCUUCAUCUAGGGACAGUCUUUUCUGUGGGCUAUAUACAGUUUGAACUUCUUUACAAUGUAAUCGUAAAUCAGCCAAAUUCUAUAGAGUCGAUUUUGACAAUUUCUGGGACAUGCAUUGUUGUCAUUGAAGUGGAGAAAUUUCAAUAUCAGUAGAAAUGUAUCCCUUACUGUAGAGUGAAUCUCGGGCUUUUUUACAAUCCAAGUAUUGAAAAAAAAGGGCCAAAAACAGCCAAAGUUUGUCAGAGGUCAAAUCCUUCCAUUGUCUAGUACAGGAAUAUCUAUUCAAAUCUUGAUGUUUCUGGAAAAAUUGCCCAGCAUAAAGAUUUGUCUCUCUGACAAUAUUGUCUAUGAGUUCAUUGGUAAUAAACAGUUUAAACCAUUGAAGGCAGCUCUUUGUAUUAUCUGGCUGUAUCUUUACACCUGUGGUACCAGUUAACUGAUGUACAUGUGGAGGUCUGUCUACAUUAGUCCAGUCCCCCACCUGAUUUUCAUUUCUCCUGCCCUGACUGCCAUGGGGAUUAACUCAACCACAACCAGGUGCUUGUGCAGAAUCAACUUUAUCACCAUUAUUACUGGCAGUAUUAGGCCUACGUGGCCCGGCAUGUGCAUUUUUGCUAUACGCGUCCACAUCACUUGAUUCAUCACUAUAAUUCAAGUCACUUUCAUUUUCAUCAUCUGUACUAUAUUCCUUGGCACCUUCUACAUCUUCUUCAUCUGAAUUAUCACUAAAUCAAUCGGAUUCAAAGUCCUCAUCACUGAAUGUUUCCUGCAAAAUAUCUUCAGCAGAAUGAUGUAAAGGUCGUUUUCAUGGGCACUACCAUCUUGGAAGUCCAAGAAGCAAUUCAAAAAUUCAAGUUGUAUUUUUGGUUCUGUAAUAUCCAUACAAAGUAUGAAACUACCAUGAUGAAUGAAAUGAAAUGGAAGCUCACUAAUGUAUUUUCCAAAACACCAGUUAUAAGUUCAUAUUUCUUUUGACAGAUGGCAUAGCAUGUACAGUACUUCAGUGGCAGUUAAAAGCUGAAGAUUCUCCUCGUUAGCCACUGGAACCAUGUACAAAGAUAUGUAGAUUCUCAUAGAUAGCAGUGGAAGUGUUAAGAGACCAAAUAAUUUGUUUCACAUCCCCCAAAUUAAAAUUCAUCUAGCUGUUUUAUUUAAAAGGAAGUCCCUUAAAUCUAGUAUACAGGUUAUUUCUUUAUAGAAAUAAUGUCAUUGAAGUUUUGCUCUAAGAUUGUUCUGUCCAAAGUGACAAUUUUAAGAUCAAGUGCCCUUGAUAUCACAGUACGUUCUGUUACCAGAAAUUAGCAUAUAUAUAUAUAUUAAACUGUGAAUUUUUCUUAGUUUUAAAUUUUUGGAGUUGGUUACAUGUUCUUGUUUCUUCUAUAUAAAUCCUUUCCUCUCGUAGCAGUAGUAAAAUACUUGAUGUGUAUCAUACAAAAAAGUUGAGAAAAUCAGUUAAUGUACUUGAAGGAAUGUGGACCUUUUCACACUAUUUUUGUGUUUAACUAUAAUUAUAAAAUACCUUAAAACAAUAACGAAAUAGUAAUGCAAAAAGAUAAUUAAAAAGUAUUUUGUUUUCUGACUAGUUUGGUAAAACUGACAUUCCAUUCUAAAUAAGUUUAUUGUUAUUAUCAUCUGUAAGAAAAAUCUGUGUUUUUAAACAUUAUCAUCUAUAGAGAAGCCUGUGCUUUUAGAUAUCAUCUAUAAGGAAGGCCCAUGUAUUUAAACAUAAUCUAUGAGGAAGGCCUAUGUGUUUAAACAAAUGGGUAGAAACAGUAAAAAUAGUGCUAUAUCACGUAUGUAAUUAAAACAUAUCUUGUAGCAAGACUUACCUGAGUAUGGAGUGGUAAUGUAAGAAUAUAGAAACUUAAAGAGUGUUAUAGUUUUAAUAUUAUUCAUAUUCAUAAAGUACUUUCUACACAAAAUAAACAUUUAAAAUGUCUAUAGGGACUGAUAACUUUAUUUAUAUUUAUCUGACGUGUUACAAGGUUAUCGUCACAGUUAACUGUAAUUAUAAUUAUAUUUGAUAAAGUUUAAUAAUAACUAUAACUAAAAUUAUAAAUUUUUUUGAAGAUUUUUGAUGGAGAACUAAUAGAUUUUUCUUUGAAAUUUUGUUCAGAUGUUUCUACGAAUUUAACACUUGGAAAUUUCAAACAAAUCUUUUCAUAUCUUAUAAUUUUGAAAAAUAAUCCAAUUUUGGGAAAUGUGAUAUGUGUAUCUGUGUUCAAUUGUGAUUAAAUUUUUGAGGAACUUUUACAGCAUUUCUUUUGUGGAAAUAUUUGCGUCAGAUGCACAACUUCAUAAAAAUAUUGAACCACGUAAUAUGCAUUACUUAAGACACCACAGGUAUACCUGAAGCUGUUCUUUAUGUCUGUAUGUGGCUUGCUAACAAUUUUUUUUUCUGUUGUACUAUAUGAAUUUGCCAGUAGUUUUGCAUCAGACAUAAUUUUGUUUUUGGGGCAUGUAUAUCAUGUAAAUAUUGUAUCUUGCUCAGCUUUAAGUCAAACUGCACUUUACUCAUAAAAUUUUCGUGAAAGAAUGUUUAAGAGCUUUCGUACUAAUAAGGCAAGCCUGUAGUUUAUAUUUGUUGUGCCUGUAACAGCUCUUAUGUACAUAUUUUGUUGUCAAGAAUAACAUUCAUUAACUAUUUAACCAAGUUGUUUCUUGAUUAAUUAAAGUGAUGUUCCACCAUAUGAAAUAUAUUAGUUUCUUUGUUUUGGAUAAUUCUAGCUAUAGAAAUAGUAACU
Messenger RNA from Limulus polyphemus (Atlantic horseshoe crab), 6394 nucleotides. Its product is annotated as Down syndrome cell adhesion molecule homolog. The coding region runs from base 92 to 1054 and encodes 320 amino acids. The transcript has 6 exons. The record is from RefSeq and is a predicted model, not a curated record. NCBI's taxonomy places the organism in Eukaryota, Metazoa, Arthropoda, Merostomata, Xiphosura, Limulidae. Gene Ontology annotation, molecular function: protein binding. Gene Ontology annotation, biological process: cell-cell adhesion.